Molecule: messenger RNA, 7170 nt
Organism: Monodelphis domestica (gray short-tailed opossum)
Lineage: Eukaryota; Metazoa; Chordata; Mammalia; Didelphimorphia; Didelphidae
Gene: BTRC
Product: beta-transducin repeat containing E3 ubiquitin protein ligase
Molecular function (GO): protein dimerization activity
Source: RefSeq, a predicted model, not a curated record
UAGUGAACAGAAAACUUAUAUUUACAGUUAGAGAAUAUGGAAGUCCUGGCUCCUUUACUUACUACCUAUUUGACCUUGGGCAAUCUUGAACUCAAGUUUUCCCAUCUGUUUACAGAGAAGGGGCUGAACUAGAUGAACUUUCAUUUCCAAAUCUAUGAGCCUAUGAUACAUUUUAUUUUUACUUUACAAGGCAGGAAUUAUAUAUAUAUAUACACAUCUGGCCAGCUUAUAGUUUUUAAAGUUGGGAAGUUAGUCAUUUAGUUUCUGUUUUCUCCUUAAAGGCUAGAAUCUUUCUAUCAACUUAAGACAUUUUAAAGAAGUAAUAUAAUUUACAGAUCACAAACACAUAUUAUGAGAUCAUCUACUUCAGACAGCAAUCUAAGAACAUUCUCUAUUACUUGGUCUCAGUUCUAUGCCAAAGGGUAGGUCAUGUUAAGUUGUGGCACCUGAAUUAAGUUAAACUCCUAAAUAUGAACUAGAAUUGAUUAUACCUUACUUUAUACCUGUCAGGGUGCCUAAUACUAUUAAAUUGAGUCACUUCCCAUGAGAUAAUAAGCUCUUUGGACAUGUGCUCAACUUCUGAUACUUUCCUUUUGGCACUACCAGCCAUUGUGAGUUUUGCCUGAAAGGAAACCCAAGUGGUCACCAAGAUGUAGAAUAGAGACAUACUAGAGCAGAGAAUGGAGACCUAGAAAUUUAGUAUUCUAGUUGAGGGCUGUAGCAAGCAGUCUUUUACAUGAAUCUGGUGCUCUAUGCCCAGGUCUCUGUGGCUGGGCUGCUCCAGCCUGGCGGACAGCAUGCCUUCGCUGCGAUGCCUGUAUAACCCAGGGACUGGCGCACUCACAGCUUUCCAGAAUUCCUCAGAGAGAGAAGACUGUAAUAAUGACGAGCCCCCUAGGAAGAUAAUACCAGAGAAGAAUUCACUUAGACAGACCUACAACAGCUGUGCCAGACUCUGCUUAAACCAAGAAACUGUAUGUCUAGCAAGUACUGCUAUGAAGACUGAAAAUUGUGUGGCCAAAACAAAACUUGCCAAUGGCACCUCCAGCAUGAUUGUGCCCAAGCAAAGGAAACUCUCUGCAAGUUAUGAGAAGGAGAAGGAGCUGUGCGUCAAAUAUUUUGAACAGUGGUCAGAGUCUGACCAGGUGGAAUUUGUGGAACAUCUUAUAUCCCAAAUGUGUCAUUACCAGCAUGGUCACAUAAACUCAUACCUCAAACCCAUGCUACAGAGAGAUUUCAUAACUGCCUUGCCAGCUCGAGGUUUAGAUCACAUUGCUGAGAACAUUUUGUCAUACCUGGAUGCCAAAUCACUAUGUGCCGCUGAGCUUGUGUGCAAGGAGUGGUACCGAGUGACAUCAGAUGGAAUGUUAUGGAAGAAACUCAUCGAGAGAAUGGUCAGGACAGACUCUCUAUGGAGAGGCCUGGCAGAACGGAGAGGAUGGGGACAGUAUUUAUUCAAGAACAAACCUCCUGAUGGAGUUGCCCCUCCAAACUCUUUUUAUAGAGCACUUUAUCCUAAAAUUAUACAGGACAUUGAGACAAUAGAAUCUAACUGGCGCUGUGGAAGGCACAGUUUACAGAGAAUCCAUUGCCGGAGUGAAACUAGCAAAGGAGUUUACUGUUUACAAUAUGAUGAUCAGAAGAUAGUAAGUGGACUUCGAGACAACACUAUCAAGAUCUGGGAUAAGAACACAUUGGAGUGCAAGCGAAUCCUCACAGGUCACACAGGAUCAGUCUUAUGCCUUCAGUAUGACGAGAGGGUGAUCAUAACCGGGUCUUCUGAUUCCACUGUCAGAGUAUGGGAUGUAAAUACAGGUGAAAUGUUGAACACACUGAUUCACCAUUGUGAAGCAGUUCUUCAUUUGCGUUUCAAUAAUGGAAUGAUGGUGACAUGCUCCAAAGACCGUUCCAUUGCUGUUUGGGAUAUGGCCUCCCCCACUGAUAUUACCCUGCGAAGGGUGCUGGUAGGACAUAGAGCUGCUGUUAAUGUUGUGGACUUUGACGACAAAUACAUUGUCUCUGCAUCAGGAGACAGGACUAUAAAGGUAUGGAACACGAGUACUUGUGAAUUUGUUAGAACCUUAAAUGGCCACAAGCGAGGCAUUGCCUGUCUGCAAUACAGAGACAGGCUAGUAGUAAGCGGCUCAUCUGACAAUACUAUCAGGUUGUGGGACAUAGAGUGUGGAGCAUGUUUACGAGUGCUAGAGGGCCAUGAGGAACUGGUUCGCUGUAUUCGAUUUGAUAACAAGAGGAUAGUCAGUGGGGCCUAUGAUGGGAAAAUUAAAGUCUGGGAUCUUGUAGCUGCCCUAGACCCGCGUGCUCCUGCAGGAACUCUCUGUCUACGAACCCUUGUGGAGCAUUCAGGAAGAGUUUUCCGACUCCAGUUUGAUGAAUUCCAGAUUGUCAGUAGUUCACAUGAUGACACAAUCCUCAUCUGGGACUUCCUAAAUGACCCAGCUGCCCCAGCUGAACCACCUCGAUCCCCUUCUCGAACAUACACCUAUGUCUCCAGAUAAAUAAUCAUACAUUGACCUCACACUUGCACAGGACUCAUUAAAGUUGCGGUAUUUAAUGUAUCUGCCAAUGCCAGGACAAGCAACAACAAAAACAACAACUAUCCAGUUACCCAGGACUAGCUGAGAAAUGGGGCUUUCAGACUCAUGUUUGAACAGAGUUGGCCUGCAGUCGACCCAGGAUGGUCUGCUCAGCACAGCUGACUGCUAAAGUGCUGCUAUCAGAAGAUGUCUUUUAUCUUUGGUGAAUGAUUGGAACUUUUAAACCUCACCCUUCCCUAUUCCUUCUUCCUUUUCCCACUACACCUGUUUCCCCCUCUUUGGUUGCAGGCACAGAUGACCUAUAAAUAUAUUUAGUGUUUUGCCAGAAUCUCUGUUGCUUUGCUCUUAAGCAGAAGAACCAGUGCCCCCUGAGAGAGCCCCUUCUGAGGGACAGGAGGAUGCUGCUUUGAGCUACACAGCUCAGCACCCUCUGCAGACUUUUGAGCUUUGGGAGCAUCCAGUACCUGACUGCCUAACCACCAUUAAUGAAGAAGAGGCAAAAGUUUCCGAAUGCCUUCUGGGGCUGUCCUGAGUGAAAGAGUGUAUGUAUGUGUGCGUGGCAUUCUUGUGGUUUAUUACCACUUGGCAUAUCUGGUACAUUAAUCCAGGAUCUCUGUUACUUCCCUUCUCUCACUUUCUUUCUCUCCUCCCUCUUCCCAGUUCUCUAACCACUUAGAAAGAAGAUUUGUGAAUGUCCUCAGCAUGCAUGAGGUAGAUCAACUAGAAGACACCACACUGGAAAGGGUUAAAAAAUUAUUCAGAUAAAGUGUCCAGGCCAAGAUUUUGCUUCAGGUUAUCCCAGUAGGAGAGUCUUUAGUGGAUACUGAGCUUGUAAAAGUGGUCCAUAGGAACUAGCACUCUUUACCUCCUAGGCUGGCCCCCAUCUUUGUCUGCCUUUGUUUUUCUGGACACAGCAGUCUUCCCGAUUCCAUGUAGAGCAUUGGAAGGAGGAACUGAUUGCAUUUCCUCUCAUUAACAAUUAGAUGUGUAAUAAAAGCAAUUGUACUUCAUCUUAAAUCCCUCAGACUACAAAAAAGGUUUAGAGUGACCAGGGCCAGUCCCUUGGGUGCAUUCAGCAUAACAGCUUACUUCUGCUCAUAUCAGGGUGCUGAGCAUUCAAAUGGUAACAUCUUUACAAUAAUUGUGAACCAAGUAGUUGAAGAAAUAUCCAAGAGGGAAAAGAUGAUCAAGAUUGCUUUGGGGCCAAUAAAUGCCAUCUCCCCCCUCCCCCAAAUAAAAUCUAAUCACUUUAACUUUGUAUUGCAGAAUCUGCCUAUGCUCUUUUCUAAACCAGGUACUUAUACAUAGGGUUGAGCUGCUGUAAAAGAAGAUCAGGCUGAAAUCUGGGAAAGAAAUUUCAAUUAAUUGAGGGUAUUGGGAUCGUAGUAGCCAUUCUUCCCUCUUUUCCUUUCCCUCCCCACCCAUGGGGUCUACACACAGGUUUCUCAGGCAACUAGUUGGUAAUGUAAAUGAAUGGCCCUCAUUGGCAUCCUGAACAUGGCUGCCAGGCUGCCAUGUUGGAUCACAUAUGUGGCCCUUCAGAGUGUUACCGAAGACACUGGGGAUCACAGAAAUUUACUCUACAUAUUCCCAGAUCUCAUAAUGUGGAAUGUGUAAACUUUUAUGAACCAUAAAACUUGGCUCAAAACAAGAGGGGCAAAAAAGGCCCCAUCAUCACACUGUCCCUUCUCAAGUUUCUCAUGGAAGCUUGGCAGGCAAAUCCAUAAUUUCCAUUUUUAAUUACAGCUGGUUGAAAAAAAUCAAACAGCUUCUUAGGUAACACAGAUAGCCUGAAAGUCAGGCAGAAUUGGGAGUUGAUUCCAGAAGCCCUUAGAAACCAGGCUACAGUAGAGAGAAGGGGCAUCUAGCAUGUCCCCUGGAGGUGUGUCUAAAGAUUGAGUAUUGAUAGAAGAACUGGAUACAUGUGUAUAUGCUUUUCCCUUUCUCAGUAUAUCAACACCCUUAUUCUUAUUCCAGGGCAUACAAAGAAAAAUAAUUUUCUAGCACAGUGACUACAAAUGCUGCAAAGGUUGGUUUCCUAGUCAGUCAUUAUUAGGGUCCCUUGUUUUGGGGUGACUUUUUAGCUAAUUGGUCUUUACCCAUGCAGGUGAAAAAGAGGUAUCCACUCCAAAAUGCAUAUAUUUAAAACACUGAAAUAAAGGGAUAUGGACUUGUAGCUUUUGCAAAGGUAGUAUACAAUAGCCAUAACUCUACUAGCCUUCUGCUCUAUGCUGCUCUUUACUACAGGGGAGAUAGUGAGUCAUAAUUAGUACUUGAGGCUUGACUCGAACCCCAGGUCCUUUUAAAGGUAUGCUGUUUUCAAGACAUUUCAAAGCCUAUUUGGAGUACACCAUAAAGAAGCUUCUAGCUUUUAAUGAGAUUGAGCAUGGAUUCAACAACUUCAGAGCUGUUAGCUCAGAGAAGGUCAUUCAUUCCAUGAACCAUCCUCUCUGCUGAUGAUGGAAAAGGGAAUGAAGUUAAGUGGCCUGAAAAACUUGAAUCUCACAUUUCUGAGCUUUGGGGGUCAUUUACCAGUGCAUUGUAGAAGAAAUAAUCAGGUAAGUAGAAGUUCAUUUCCAGAGAAGGUAAACCCCACUUACCAUCUCUGCAUGAUUUCAACAGGAAUUGAUUUUCACUAAUCCCCAACUGGGCUAGAAUAAACAUAGGGUCUGACCUUUUUAAAAAGAAAAGAGAAAAAGAACAAAGAAAGUCUCUUAACUGGUUCAAAGGAAUGAUGGGAAAGUAGCUAAAGAAUGAAAUACCUCUGUUGCAGAUGUCCUCUCAUAAAUAUGUAGGACUCUGGUUUCUCACACUUUCUAAAAUUCUAAAUUUUAGAAGAUUCCUUCUACUGAAGAUAGAAUGAGACUUAUUGAAAGGGGAGAGAGUAUUGGGGAGUGAGAGUGAGUGUGUGUGUGUGUGUGUGUGUGUGUGCGCGCGCGCGCGCACAUGUACAUGCAAGCUUGUUCUUUUAACACAGCCUGAACUGCCUGGACAAAGGUAUACCUUGCCACAAACAUGCAUAUUUUCAGUGCUAGAAGAACUUAAUACUUUCAAGUAUGCAAUUUAAAAAUGAUUAUAAAGGAAUCAUGGAAGUAAGAGUUUAUUUUAAUGCAGCUGUCCCAUGGCAAAGUUCUUUUAGAUAAACCCUGACCUUCUGAGAAAGACACUAAAAUUUAAUCAGUGACAGAUAUUCAUGUCUAUGGUUGUCACAAAUGGGAAAACCUUGAACCUCUUAUUUGAAGGGAGUCUGUAGGUGCUCCAUUUCACUCUUCUGCUUGUGUCAAAACAAAUUUCAUCUUUUGAUUUGGUAUGAUCAGAAGCUGAAGAUGAAAGAAACAGAAAAAACUGUAGUUGACAUUUAUGUGAUUUAACACUUGUUUUUUUAAGGGAGGAAGAGAUUUUUUUCAGGAGGGGAAGUUGGAAAGAGUUUUCUCCCCCUUGGAUUGGAUUGGACAUAUAGGCCCUUGUAAAACUUGAUUUCAUAUGCCUUAGCUAAGAAUUGUCAAGUGGGAGUGAUCUAUACCUGAAUCAUGUGGCCUUGGGGACCCCAUUUGAAUCUGUAGCAGCUGAGUGGCUUAUAAAUGGAAAGGGAAACUCCUCCUGCCUUCACUCUGCUGAACACUGCACUCUGGUCACUAUUUCCUGAUCAAAUUCAAUUUCACUCUAACUUUUUUUCCCCCACAUAUUUGAAUUCCUAAUGCACCCAGGUUAUGUUAACAGGUUUACCAGGACCUGAAUUUCUCUCCCAAAAAAAAAUUGAUCUACCUUUCCUUUCCCUCUCCCUAUUCAAACCUGACAAGGGAUGCCAGUGUUAGAGGUAUCAAGUCUCAUCUUUGUGGGCUUCAUUCAGCAUAUCUGAAUCUCUUCCCUCUCUCCCUGCAGCCUGUUUCACUUUAAUUGUACCAUAAGAUCUUAGGAAGCAUGAGCUGAGUUUUGCAUUCCUUCGUAUCUUUGCUCAUUGCUCAUAUAACCAGAAUUUUGGGUGCUAAGGAGAGAAUGUGGUAAUCCACGGGUAUGGCUAUCUGAUUUCCAAGUGGAGUUCUGGAACCUCACUGUUGGAAGUUUAGCUCAUAAGACCUGAGACUUUCCAGAAAGAAAAAAACCGAACAUUGUUUUCUGACCAAUACAGUUGGCGAUUCAGCUUCUUUGGGUAAAUGGGGCUUUUCUCUCCGACUAUGAAUGUCAUUGUAUUUUGUUCCACUCCCCGCCCCACCUGGCACCUCUUGACAAAAGAAACCUAUAGUUUGCUAGGGUGUCCGGCUUGUGCAAUCACCUCAUCAACUCUGUAUUCAGAAAAAUACAACCCAAAUUGGUGAGAGAAUAAGUCCAGCCUAAGCUGUGUGGAAGGGGGGCUGGGGGUGGGGGGAUGGGGUGUCAGAUGGACUGGAACUGUGAGGAUGGGAGGUGUGAGGUUUCCUGGGAGAUUUUGGUUUGUUCAGCUCUUUGUUCUCUAGACUCACGUAACAAGUGCUUUGACUUUUGUGAUUAUGUUAUGGUGACGUGUAGUUAAUGUACUAAUAUGUUCAAGAGCUAGGAUCAUGGUAAUAGAGCGUGUUUUUUUAACUGUUUGGGGAAAAAAGUAACUUAAAUUACAAAUAUAAGAUUAAAUUGUGAA